AUGCAGAUGGAGAGGAGCGAGGAGGAGACGCGGCGGAUCUUCAUGGAGUGGAAGGCCGAGCACGGCAAGACCUACAGCUCGGUCGCUGAGGAGGAGCACAGGUACGACAUGUUCAAGCACCGCCUCCGCGACAUCGACCAGGGGUGGCACAAGAGGGGUUACUCUGCCUGGUCCUGGGACAGGGAGAGGCGCGAGGAGGAAACCCGGCGGAUUUUCGUGGAGUGGAAGGCCAUGAACGACAAGAUCUACAGCUCCAUCGAGAACGAGGAGCACCGGUACGCCAUAUUCAAGGACGCCCUCCGUGAAGUAGAUUGGAACAACGCCGGCUACGCCAUAGGGGUCGACACUAACUACCAGGGCAUCAACAAGUUCACCGACCUCACAGAGGAGGAGAGCAAUGCCGUUUGCUGCGGGUUCAUCCCGAAGGGCUCCGAGCCAUCGCCGGCCGACUUAAGCAGGGUGGCCGAGAUCCAGGAGCGAUUGCGGCUAGUAUAUGCCCCUCCAUCCCUUUGGGCUUAUUGACAUUAAAGAUAUCAUUUAUAGUGUAUCUAUUUCUACAUAUGGAAGGUCAAUAAAUUCUC
This is a messenger RNA of Aegilops tauschii subsp. strangulata, 581 nucleotides long. RefSeq lists its product as uncharacterized. NCBI's taxonomy places the organism in Eukaryota, Viridiplantae, Streptophyta, Magnoliopsida, Poales, Poaceae. The record is from RefSeq and is a predicted model, not a curated record.